Messenger RNA from Porites evermanni, 7815 nucleotides. NCBI's taxonomy places the organism in Eukaryota, Metazoa, Cnidaria, Anthozoa, Scleractinia, Poritidae. The record is from the annotation of a GenBank genome assembly.
CUCAACUAGGCACCUGAAAAUAUUAUUUUUCUGGGACUGUUCAAAGAAGUGAUUAUUGACAAGUAAAUAAGAAUAAGCUAGUUCAAGGCGACAGGUAAAAAAGUUUGGAUGUCUUUCUGGCCGUUCAGAUUUGGCUGUGGAUUGCAGUCAGACCAGUGAAUUGUUUUUUCGCCGCUCGCCGCCGGCAAUGGCAAAAUGCAGUCAUGCGUUUUGAGUGUUGCAGUUAGUCACGAAUACAAAAGUGGAUAUAUUGUUGAAGUCACAGCUUUCAAUUUUAUCUUUGAAGGGUUUUAUUUUCGCACCCUAGCAAGUCAAGCGCAUCAAUGAGUCAGCGGAAUCGGAGGUGAACCGGGAGAAAAUGAUUAACAGCUAAAACGUUCCUGGUUGCCCGCAAGACAUACACAGUUGUCACGUCCGCGAUAUUCUCGUCCGAAACAGCUCAAUAAUGAAGCUUCUCUCGUUGGUUUUGCUUAUCGUCGCUUUUAAAUGCUCACUCGCAAAUUUCGCCUCGAGCAACUCAUGUCAGCCGCUGAAUCGAACGCUGUUUGGAAGUUGCAUUGACGCUGGCUAUAAUGUGUCUGAAUUUAAAACAAGCACACCACAAAGUCAACAACUGGCGAUUUUAAUUCAGGCAGCGCAGAGCAAGCUUAAAAACUGUUCUUUCUCAAAUCAGUUUUCAAAUCUUAUGACUUGCUCUAUCUUCCUACCUGGUAGUAAGUGUCCCUCAGCAAGAUUACCGUGUAAAGACGCUUGUAGAAGUUUUGUUAGCGACUGUCAAGACGGUUCAAGCGACAUCGAAGGACUAUUAACAUUGUUCAAUGGACUAUGUCAUCUUCUUCCCACAGACCAGUGUUUAUCAACAUCCAUUGCCCACUCUAAUACUACUACUGCAGGUUAGUAAAUUGAAAACGUAUUUAAAAUUUAUUAAUAUAUUUUAAAUCAAGGUUUACGUGUUAUCAUGGACACUGAAUAUGAUAAUGUCGAUAGGGCACCGUUGGCCCUAAAUCCUUUUUUUGUGCGCAAUAUAAAAGUGCACUACAUUGACGGACUACUUCCGGGUUGCCAAGUCUAAAGCACGUAUAGCCCGUUGUGGUCUGAAAUAUAAUAGCUUUCUGCCAUUCUUUUGCAACAAACGUGGGCAGAAUUUUUGGAGUGAUAAACAAUCUCUUUAGUUUAUAAUGGUGUAAUCUUAAAUGGUGGUAAAAGAGAGAAUAUUAUAUUUGGCAAAGUAUAUUUCAUUUUGAUAAUUAAGCAGAAUAUUCUUUUUUUGAGUGUUACUAACCACAAAAACUCAAGCAGAAUUUUAAGUGUUUGCUGUCGAGGGGGCGAAUAUGGGACUUUGGAUCUCGCCAACCGGCGUUUCGCUUGACAGACAUAGCAACAGCCUAUUAAAUGCAUUCCUAAUGAAAAUCAUGCGAAGCCCACGUGCCUUCUGUACUGUAUCUCGGCAUAAUAGCCGGUUAUCGCGUGUAGUGUUUUGUAUCAAGGAAAACGUUCGGAGAAAACAGAUAAGGCUGUUAUUUGCUUUACCUAUCAACUUGAAUACCGUAGAAAGAUAACAUGUAAAAAUGUUGAGUCAAACAAUUAAUCGCUCCACCGUUGAGAGCAGCAAAAUAUCGUAUGCAUAACUCUAACAAAAUUCUCAAAUCUGAUUGGCUAUCAGCUACACUGAUUUUGUUCUUAGGAAAGCACGCACCAUCGCGUGCAAGUACUUGAUUAUGGAAAAUACAGAAGACUCUGUUUGCGAGAUUGGCUACAAUUUUCGGAAUAUUAUGUAUUUUAAUCUUAAAACAGCUCAAAAUAUCGCUAACUUCGUUAUAGUUAUGAUUAGUUGGUAACAGUCGUGUCGUCUGUCUGUGAGAGAACCAGUGUUUUAAAGACAAAUCAGACUCCCCCCUAUGCGGGUUUCCGAUAUUGUUAAUCACUUUCUCGUAUGAUUACAGGCUGAGUCCCAUUACCGUCACUAUUUAUUACUGUCAUCGCUACCAUCAUUUCUUAAUUAUAAUUCAUUCAAAUAUUUCGUAGUUUCUGAUUGCCUCAAAUCCACAGGAUAAAUUAAAUCUUCAUAACCAACCGGCGCUGACCAAAUUUGGAGGAUGCAAGCAAUUUGGUACCAUCCAACCGAUGGUAUAUUUGAUUGGAAACGAGAAUGCAUGGGCAAUAGACCAUUCAUUAACCACGUUUCAGGGCGUUCACGGUUAUCCGAAGGCGCAAAAUAGCUGAAUUUCUGUCUAAACUUGAACAGUGCAGAGAAUAAAUGCAAGAAUAGGCAAAACAUAUGUUAUCAACUUUUUGAGAAGUAUCCGCAAGGAAAAACAUCUGUAAAUUCCUGAAACCGAGCCGAGAAAUAGGCCACCAGUUAACGAGAAAGUAAGCUUGUUAAGGACGUAGAAGUAUUUUGAAUGAAUAAUAAAAACAUUAUUGAACUCGGCUUUCGUAUGAUGUGAAGAAUUAUGCAGAGCGAGGAGGAGGAUGUUAUCCACCGGGGCUGAAGGCCUCGGGGGAAAACAUCCUCCCCGAUCUUCACAAUAGCCCAUUUUACAGUUACAGGUGAAAACGAGGCCAGAGUUGACCUUGUUUUGAUACAUCCCUUCUUGUUUUAUUAUGUAAAUCAUGUUGUUCUUAUGCUAACUUGUAUUUUUCAAGCAUAACUUCCACUACAAAAGGAAGGAGGUUUGUAUCAAAACAAGGUUAACCUCAGCCUCACGUUCACUCAAAGGCUAGGUUACUAAGUCCGCAACGGUAAGAUGGUCUAUUCUUCACAUCCUACUUAGCCACCUUCAAUAUUGCUAAUUAUCGUUAUGAUCAACGGAAAUAACAUUAUGAUAUCAAUGAAUUGGAUAUAAUUAUUUUUUAAACUGAAUACCUCACUUAUAUCUAAUCGACUGCUUCUUUUGUGGUUUACUCAGAUAACGUCACGUGUCAUGAGCUCAAUAUUAGACAAUGUGAAGAUGCAGGUUACAGCCACACUUCUGUGUCAAGUGCAUAUCAGAAGAUACUGGAAACUAGUGAUGUAUUUAACAACAGCAAGGAUAACUCCACGCUCAGAAAAAUAAUAUGCAUGGAGGUAGCCCCUCCUUGUGAUAACAAAUCUAACAACACGUUGCUUGUUCCCUGUAAAACUACGUGUGAGGCUGCCUUUAACGAGUCGCAACCGCAGUUCAAAGAAAUCUUUAAGAGCAGCGAUUACUGUUCUGCAUUUCCAAAAACUGACCGCGUUGACGGACAGGAUUAUUGCGUUCUUCAAGAGUGGCCAAAUACAGGUUAUUGGCCAAGUGAUCUGUGGAAAAGAGUAAGCACAGGUAAUUUUACAACUCUAAAAAACAAUCUUACUUUUUAUAUUUUAGUUUGAAUAUUUUAUUGAGGAAAGGGUGUAAGCAUUUGUAAGGAGUGAACAGUCAGGGUUUUUCCCCAACUCCCAAAGAAGGAUUUUGUAGUUCCAAAUGAAAUGUUUACCGAAAAUGGGAGAUUCCUCAAGAGUCUACAUUCUUUAAAGUGGACUCACCACAUCAAAUUUAGUUUCAUGGCAGGUACGGCCAUCAGUUCAAAAAGCAAAUGGCGCUAGAAAGCGGUCUCUCUGUUAAAAUAUCAGGAAACCCGAAUUUUUCGUUUCUUUCGCUGCAACGGAUCAUAGUGAGACUAUGACUCUUGUUCUGGAUUCUUCUGAAUUUUUCAACGCACCUGACUGUCAUGUGACUCCACUGGAACCGACGUCAGCUCGGACGUUUCCAAGUUAAUGUUGCUAUAGCUUAUCAAAUUUGGUCGCAGGAAUUUUGCUUGUUACACUAUCCGUAUACCCAUAGUUAAUUAAAGUGGAGUGGUUGGGAAACCGUUUGUUAUAUGUUUUUGGUAGGGUAGCUUUUUUGGACCUGACCAUGCAUAACGUUCAAUAGCAUUCCUAUCAUUUUGAACUCACUGGCCAAUAGAAACAUUGUAUUAAUUUAUUCAGUCACAAUUUGUGAACAAAAAACAAAGGAUUGAGCACGGUCAGGGAGCUUCCAACAUAACCUACAGCCCCGUUGUUUUCAACUUUGAUGCCGGGUUUCCUAACCAGUCUCCUCUACUAACUAUGAUCACCACCUAACGCCCUUGUGCACCUAAGUGAACGGACCUGUAUGGCUUCUUUGCAAGCUGACAUUUACGUAGCUUUUUUUUUUACAUUUCGCCCCACGUAAGGGCAAGAGAGUCUUGAAUCCUAGAUUCCACUCUGUGCAUUCUGGAAUCCUGGUCAGUGGAACUCCGGAUUCCAAAGCCCAGAAUUCUGGAUUCCUCCUGCAAAAGUUUUCCUGAUUCCGUAAUCCGGAUUGCCUUACAUAGGGCGACACACUCGCAACACUCUCAAUUAAUACCAGUCAUUUAUUUUGUACUGAACAUUAUUUUUUACCUUCAUUUUCAAAAUGCCAUUUAGAGCUAUUUAGUCAACCAACAUUAGUUCUGUAGCGACUAUAGACAACUGAAAUUGUGCAAUUGACCAAUAUAUAAUUAUAAACCUUUUUCUUGUUUUAAUUUCGCUAUCUUUUUCACGUCACUCAUCAUGUCUAUUCUAGCCAAAUCCGCCCCCAGGACUUUUCCGGAAAAGCCCCGGGGAAGAGGUCAUUUUAGCUGUCCAAACUAAUAUAUGUUUUCUCUUCCAAAGCACAUGGACUUGCUAAUUCACCUUCACCACCAACAAUAAAGCUAUCUGAAAAUAACGGCACGUCCUUGUCAACGAAUCGAUCAUCUGAAAAUUUUACCUCUACUGUACCAACAACGAAAGCGUCUACAAAUGUUAGUACACCUGCAUCAACGACUCAAGCAUCGGUCAGUGGUACUACUGCCGUGACAACGGCUAAACCAUCCCAAAGUCUUGCGCCAACGACUCACACAUCCAAACCAGCUGAUAAUACGACUAUGACAACCACUCAAACAGCCAAACCAGUUACUACGUCUAUGCCAACCACUCAAGCAUCCAAACCAGUUAAUACGUCUAUGCCAACCACUCAAACAGCCAAACCAGCUAAUACGUCUAUGCCAACGACUCAAGCAUCCAAACCAGUUAAUACGUCUAUGCCAACCACUCAAACAACCAAACCAGUUAAUACGUCUAUGCCAACGACUCAAGCAUCCAAACCAGUUAAUACGUCUAUGCCAACCACUCAAACAACCAAACCAGUUAAUACGUCUAUGCCAACCACUCAAACAACCAAACCAGCUAAUACGUCUAUGCCAACGACUCAAGCAUCCAAACCAGUUAAUACGUCUAUGCCAACGACUCAAACAUCCAAACCAGUUAGUACGACUAUGCCAACCACUCAAACAGCCAAACCAGCUAAUACGUCUAUGCCAACCACUCAAGCAUCUAAACAAAGCAAGAGCAAGAGCACUGGAAAAUCAGCUGAGAAACCUACGAGUAGCCACUCUGGUAGCAAAGGUAAAAACAAAAACAGUGAAAUGUCUUCUAACGUUAAAAACCAUAGCUUUCUGAUUAACAAAAGGAAAAGACGCGCUCCCGAGUUGUUGCUUUGUGCGAAUUUAAUCACACAAAAAUAUGCUUUCGGAGUUCGGUUCAGGCCCCUAAGAUAAGGUGUAAGGGUACAGUAAAGAGUCAUUCUACACUUAAAUUAAACACAUCUUCUACAAUGAUCGGUAAUUUCAAAUAAUUUUAAAGAAUUUCCUUAUCCAGCGCACGGGAACAAUAUGCAUAAUCCUUCUGUGGUGCAGAAGUGGCUAGAGCACAAGGACUACAGUCCCCCAAAAAUGUCCUUGAUAUUAAGUGGAUUACGGGCUUGACUAACCUGACUAUAUUUUCGAAUGGAAUGUUUAAUUAUCAAACUCUACAUUGCAAUAACACAUUGCCAUGUUGAAGCUGCGGGGGCUAAAGCGGUAUCUUCCCCCUCCCCCUACCCCGGCAACGACACUUUACGUUUUAGCCUUUGAAGCUAAGGACAUUGUUUGGACCAUUUAUCUCUUUUUUUUUUAACAACUCGUUCUGCGAGCUCCAUGGUGCCCACUUUCGAAGGCUACAUCGUUAAUUUUUUGUCUAAAGUCCCCGUACGGCGUUUUCUCCGGCCCUAUCGGUCAAUACACUUCGGUGACGUAUCCGAGACGAACGGACGGGAAACGGCCCCACUUCUUCGCUCGGACCACAUGACCCGAAACGCAUUGGCCGCGUAAAAUAAUGAGGCCUAGGGAGAGAGGGUUGUGACCCUACUAACUUGAGAAGCGACACGGGAUAAAAAUGUUUCUUAAUUGGCGUCAGAUUAUGGUCUGAUCAUGCGCAAAAGCGAAAAUCUUGUUUUGUUGCAGACAAUACUCGGCUCAUGCGCAGUUUAGCCCCUUGGCUAGCUGCAGACUGUCAACAACUUUUACAACUGCAAUGAAAAGACAAGCACAUUUUUAAAAAGAAAGACAGAGGUUUGAUUCCUGGGUGUUAAAACGGGUAACAUCGCUUUUCAUCUCGUUUUGCAGCAAUCACUGUGUUGCAAAACAAGUUACCUGUUUUUGUUGACAAGUCGGUUUACCGUAGCUUUUGAGAAAAAUGAAGGUCUGAAUAGUCUAGACGAUAUUAUUUUAAGACCUAUAGUAAUCUAUUUAGGCUGCCCUGCCUCCAGAAAUUCGGAAUUUUUUUCUUGUCAGUAAUCUGAUAAAUAAAUAAAUAAAUAAAUAAAGAGAAGCAAUUAUCAAACUUCGUUUGAUAAUUGUUUCUCACAACUAUAUACGACAGGCGACGACAAUUGUUAAUGAUCUAUUAUAUUUCACUUUGCAGAAACUCCCAAAGUCCAAGCACAUAAAAGCGGGAAGCUCUCGGCCGGGAUUAUCGCUGGUAUUGUGGUGGGUGUGAUAGCCGGCCUGGUUCUUUUUGUUGUGGGGGUCAUAUUUUUCAGAAGAUACAAACGGUUAAGAGCUCAAUACACCCACAGCCUUAUGGUGAAUAUGGACGAGCUGUAACUUACUGAACUUACUGCAUGAUCGCACGCUCGAUACUGAAGAACUUUUUAUUGGUCGUUUGCCAGCCCGGCUAACAGAGAGACGUUUGAGACUAGAAAGGAAUCUACGAAGGGGGGUGAAAACAAAAAAAUUGAUUCAUAAUUGGUGCUCUUUAGAAGUGCCGUUUCUUUUAACCCUUUAAGCCCUAAUAUCCACAUAUAAAUUCUCCAAACUGAUCUUCAUACAUUUCCUUUAAGAACUAACUGAGAGUCUGAUAACAGAUCAGAGCAUUUUCUCUUAGGUGAUCAUUUUAUUAACUCUCAUAACUAUUCCUCUUGGCAACAUAUGGAUAUUGUUAGGAGAAAAUUGUUGUUGGUCACCAUUGGGACUUAAAGGGUUAAGUAUUUUACAGUACCAAGAGAGAAUGAGCUAAACAUUGAUGAGCUCACUCGCUCUUGAUUGUACUAAAUAACUGUAAGUUGGAGCAUGUUUAUGAAGAGAACACUUUUCUCAAUGUUAUAUGUUGUUGUAGUUUAAACGUUAGUAAGGAGGGUAAUUCAGGGAAAUUUAAGAACAUUUUUUGCAGUAGUUUCGAGAUAAUGAUGCCUGAUCAGCCCAUAAGCACAAUUUGUAUUCUCGGUCAGAGAUUGUGAUCACAUUUUUGGAUAACUAAUUUUAAUUCUUGAAAGUUGGUUAACAAGAACCAGAAACUUUAAAGUUAUAAUAAAGCAAUUAUACAAAGAUGGUCGAGUUAACACUAUCUACCUCAUCUUGUGGUAAGGAAAUAAAUAGCAUUAACUCCCAUUAUAGUUCCCAGGGCCGAGCGGGAUCAGGGCUUGGGGUAGUAGUGGUCAUUGGGUAGUUAUCCGUUCCCCCUUCAAAGCCCGGGAAAAGUUUUCAAAAAAAAAU